AUGAGCCACCCGCAUCAGCAGCAGCAUCAGCAUCAAGGUGGUUGGAUGCCACCUUCUGUGGAUCCCUAUCAGUCGCAUCAUCCACAACAGCCGCAACAGCCUCAAUAUGGUGGAAGUGGAAACAACAAUUACAUUUGGGCGACAGCUCCCAACACGAACGCUCCUGUCUUUGUGCCUCCUCCGCCGCCGCCACCACAAGUACAUGUACAACCGCAAGUACAGCUACAGCAGCAUCAGACUCAGAUGCAGCUGCAGCCAUCUUACUCCGAGUACCAGCAGUUUCCAGGACAUGAGCAGUUUUCAGGACAUGAUCAGUCAUUCCAUCAACCACCCCCUCCGCCACCACCGCCUCCGCCCAAGGCUCCCUCGAGAAAUCGAUGGGGACCUCCCGUUGCAGCAUCAGUGCCCGUAGCUCCAUCAAUAGUUCUUCCUCCUCUUCCAUCAGACGUGGCUCCCCCACCGCCUCCUCCUCCUCCUCCGGAAGAACCUCAGCAUGCACAUCAGUAUGAAGUGAAGAAACGAAAGAAACAACCUUCCACCCCACAUAACAAUAAAAAGAAAAAGGCCAACAAAAAGCAAAGGAGCAAAAAGAAGACGACCUUGGAUUACUCCUACUAUCAACGUCAACCCUCUCCUCCUCAUCCAGCCACACCACCACCUCGAAACGAUACCAACACUGAUGACAUGUCCAUUUCCUCUGACGACGACAAACAAGAACCUUUCAAAUCACUAGUCAAAACCGACGAAAUGGAAGAAUUGUAUCCGGAUAGCAUCAUCAAGACCAUUACUACUGCUACAAGUACUCAGCGAUAUCCCGUUCGCUCCAAUUAUGAUUCCAUGGAGUCUGAUCUGGAAGCCGAGGACGAGACAGCAGAAGCGUCGUCCAAAGAGGAACAAUUGAACCGUAUCAAGGAACGACUUCGACUCGCUCAACUAAAACAGAAACAGGCACUUCUACGCCAACAAAAGCAACAAAAUAAAGAUCAACCAACUACAGAUCCAACCCAAACAGAACCCAACGACGAUCUAAAAGCCGCCAAGGAACGACUCGCGGAAGCACAGAAAAAGCGCAGCCGGCUCUUGAAGCAAAAACAGCAGCAGCAGCAACAAGAAACUCCACAAGAUGACAAUAAGGAUAAACUGGUGGCGGCCAAGGAACGAUUGCGACUAGCACAAGCCAAGCGAGAAGAAGCACUCAUCCGACAGCAGGAGCAACAACAAGAAGAAGAGGCUGUAGAAGCACAAGUACAAGAACCCCCGAUACCAAACUCAACCGAGGAAACAACGGAAUCGAAUAGUACUACUGCCCCCAAGAAGUUGUCUCUUCUCCAAAAGCUCAAACAACGACAUGCAGCCCUGACUCUCCAACAACAGCAAUCACGGACGGCAUCCAGUGAUGAUGCAGAAGAGUUGUUUGCGACACAACUGACACCCCUAACCGCAUUGCAAGAAGGACAACUCGACUCAUUGCUAUUUACCAACAUUGGAGAAACCGGGACACAUGAAACGGUACGAUUCCCGACAGCGUUCAUUCCAACGCCGGACGACGACGAGGAAAGUGAUAUGGAAGAUUGUAGUGGCAGCAAUAAUGACGACGAUGACGACAAGACUCUUGAUCCACGAGAACAAUCCAAUCCGGAGCUAGCAGAAGAACUUGAACAGAGCACGGAUCAGUUUGCCGAUACAGAAGCCGUCAUCAUCGCGACAACAACGCCAAAACAAAAAGCCACGGAUGCCAAUAAUAUGGAUCAAUUUGCCGAUGCCGACAGUGACAAGGACGACGAAGAACUACCUCCAUCUGCGGCGAGUAAACGUGCCGUGACAAUGGGUCAAUUCGACGACCCAGAUGACGAUGAUCCGAGCAGUUUUGGAACCACGCCAGUAAUAGAAACAGUUGUGGAAGGAGAGACCACCACCAAUGCAGAUGGGGACAUUGCCACGAACCAAAGCACAAAAGCACCGAUGGACGAGUCAAACGACGUCGACAUGGACGCAGAAGAAGAAGCCAUUCGAAAACGAGUCUUUCCACCCAAUGGUGACUCCCACAAUUAUUUGAAGAGCAUUGAGGUGUUGAAGCGACGAAUGGAGUUGAAACGCAAAAAGAUUGAGUUGAAAGAACGGCUAAAAGUGCAGCGCCUAGAGCUUGCCAAGGAACAUCACCAAACGGGUCUCCGAGCUAGAAUCUCGUGGAGUCGUUCCGAAGAAGACGACGAAGACAGCACCAUGCUCGAAAACAAUAACAACGACGACGACACCUUGUUUGAAGUCCCAAAGUCCAUUUCAAGACUUAGCAAGGAAGAACUCCAGGAACGCCGCAUCAAAGCACAGCAAAUGAUGGAUAUCACACAGACAAAGCACUUGGUUUCCAAGCAGAGCUACCUGUUGUCCGAACAGACCAAAAAGGUUGCGACCGAUGAGGAAGAAAUCCAGGAAUGCAAAGAAUUGGUGCGGCGGAAGAAACGUGAGUUGAAACAGGAAAAGGAUCGAAUGCAAACCUUGCAGAUUCGUAGGACCGUGGUGGAUGGAUUGCUUCACGAAAAGGCGCAGAUGUUGAUGGCCAAAAGACGACAACUAUACAAGCUUCAGGGACCUCGAAGAGACAGUUUCACGGUAGCUUUUACACAUCGGAGUGACGAGGGAGAAGAUGGGGAUAGUUCUGAUUCGGCAAAGAACGUCGCAGGCGCUGUGGGGACAACAACAACAAAUAUGGGACAUGGGGUCGACUCCAUGAACGACAACUAG
Molecule: messenger RNA, 2742 nt
Organism: Seminavis robusta
Lineage: Eukaryota; Bacillariophyta; Bacillariophyceae; Naviculales; Naviculaceae
Source: the annotation of a GenBank genome assembly